This is a messenger RNA of Salvia splendens (bonfire salvia), 966 nucleotides long. Its product is annotated as cyclic nucleotide-gated cation channel beta-1-like. The record is from RefSeq and is a predicted model, not a curated record. Bases 1 to 966 code for a protein of 321 amino acids. Lineage: Eukaryota; Viridiplantae; Streptophyta; Magnoliopsida; Lamiales; Lamiaceae. The transcript has 2 exons.
AUGGGAAGAAAGGAGUUCGCUACCAAGAUUAACCCUCCUUCAACCCGCCACGAGAGAACCCCUGAACCACAACAACUGCGGGAAGAACCACCGCCAAACCCACAACCGUCAGAACAGGCACCACCAGCCCCACCUAUGGUAUCCCUAGACACAAUGGCGGAGUUCCUCCGGUUACAAGAUCCGACGAGGAACUGGGCGACAGAGUUGGCGAAUUUCAACCUAGCCAGAGGACAAGGUCGUGUAACCGGAGCGAAUCCGACAGUGGCCAUAUCAGUAACAAGCGCUCAACCUACAUCGCCGCUUCCAUCUACUAUCCUGAUUUCCUCCACGAUUCCACAAGGAGAAAACCCUCUCGUCGAAGCCACAACAUCGGAGCCUGCAGAAUCCUCUCCGACUCAUCAAGAAAUGGAACCCAUGGAGGUUGAGGCCAUUGCGGCCUAUUAUGAUUCUGAUCCGGAGGAGAGAUCGGAAAGGUUGAGAAAGGAGAAGCAAGACCGAGAGGGAGGAGGUAUAGUGGAGGAAACGCCGGUUGUAGAACCCGUCCGUCAGGAAAUAGUGAGGGAGGAAAUAGAUCUAAACGAGUCAGCACGGAAGCGCAACCUCAUGACCGAUACAGAGUUCGAAGCGAUUGUGGAAGAAGUUACUCGUAGAGAAGAAGGCACUGCCUCGAUGCCAGAGGGUCAAGUCUCCCAGUCAAUAGGAGAAACAGAGGGAGUGCAGGAUGAAGUAAGAGAAACUGAGCCCGUGGAUUUCCAACCGGAAGCAGGGGACGAUGAAAUGCAAGUGGAGGAGGAAAGACCAGCAACAGAAAUCCAAGAAUCAGAACCAGUGGCACCACCAGUAAUCAAACCGAAGGCAGUAAAAAGGAAAUUGGUGUUGAAGGGCGAACCUAAGGCUAGACAGCCAAAGCCGCAAUCGCAACGAUGCUUAGGGAAGUGGGCAGCUAGUAAGAGGAUACUGCCAUAG